Hevea brasiliensis (rubber tree) is the source of this 1435-nucleotide messenger RNA. RefSeq lists its product as uncharacterized. Bases 177 to 1310 code for a protein of 377 amino acids. Gene Ontology annotation, molecular function: flavin adenine dinucleotide binding; electron-transferring-flavoprotein dehydrogenase activity. NCBI's taxonomy places the organism in Eukaryota, Viridiplantae, Streptophyta, Magnoliopsida, Malpighiales, Euphorbiaceae. The transcript is spliced from 4 exons. The record is from RefSeq and is a predicted model, not a curated record. Gene Ontology annotation, cellular component: cytoplasm.
GGAGCGGAAAAGGCCUUGGUCAAAUAUUCUAGGUCUUUCCAUUCUCCCACUGGCAAACAGGCAAAUUGGACACUCGACAUUGCAGUUGAUCUUUCUGCUUUUCUUCGUCAACCCCGUCUCUAUCUAAAACAACAAAGCACGAAAAUUCAUUCUUCCUUGCAGAAUUUAAUCACAAAAUGAACUGGCAGAACGAAUCGGGAGGAGAGAGCAGGAGAUUGGUGGUGAUAGGAGGGGGUAUUGCAGGUUCCUUGCUUGCCAAAUCCCUUCAAUUCGAUGCUGAUGUCACCCUCAUUGAUCCGAAGGAAUACUUUGAGAUCACAUGGGCGAGUUUGAGAGCAAUGGUGGAACCAAUAUUUGGGGAGAGAUCAGUGAUAAAUCAUAGAGAUUACUUCACAAAUGGCCGUAUUUUUACAUCUAAUGCAAUUGACAUAACUGACACAAAUGUAUUGACUGCUGAGGGUUUUAUAAUUCCCUAUGACUAUCUUGUCAUUGCUACUGGCCAUGCAGAUUCUGUCCCAGAAACUAGGACAGCGAGACUUGCUCAAUACCAAGCAGAAAAUGAAAAGAUUAAGUCUGCUCAUUCCAUUUUGAUUGUUGGAGGAGGUCCCACUGGUGUUGAACUUGCAGGAGAAAUUGCUGCUGAUUUCCCAGAAAAGAAGGUUACUCUAGUGCAUAACGGAUCGAGGUUGAUGGAAUUUAUUGGACCAAAAGCUGCUGAUAAGACUCUAAAAUGGUUGAGAUCAAAGAAUGUUGAUGUGAAAUUGGAGCGAAGGGUUGAUUUAAAUUCUAUUCCAGAAUUGGAUGAAAAUGGUAGCAAAACAUAUCAUUCUUCAGCUGGAGAAACUAUCAAAGCAGAUUGCCAUUUCCUAUGUACAGGGAAGCCACUUGCCUCAGCAUGGCUUAAGGAUACUGUCUUGAAGAACCACUUGGAUGUUCGUGGAAGCUUGGUGGUUGAUGAGUACUUACGAGUCAAGGGUCGAAAAAAUAUUUUUGCAAUUGGAGAUAUUACUAAUAUUCCAGAAAUCAAACAAGGGUAUUUGGCACAGAAACAUGCUGUAGUGGCUGCUAAGAACUUGAGGUUAUUGAUGGCUGGAGGAAAAGAAAGCAAAAUGGCCGCGUACAAGCCAGGUGGUAAAGUAACAGCAAUUGUUUCACUGGGGAGAAGAGAUGCUCUUGCUCAAUUUCCGUUCACUACCAUCAUUGGCCUUGUUCCUGGCAUGAUAAAAUCUAGAGACUUGUUUGUGGGGAAAACAAGGAAGCAAAGGGGCUUAGAAGGCUGGAACCUAAAGUUGCAUGAAUUGGAUGACUGAACUGAUCAAGAAUGUAGAAAUUGGGCAUAGCUAGCCAGCCACUUGAAUUUGAAUUUUCUAUUAAAUUCAUUUCUUCGUAGAAUGCUAUUUAUAAUAAUAAAAAUUUAGAAAAAAUUACUAACAAA